ACCACGAAGGAGGCCCUCAUGCCCUGCCACCCACCAAGCUCAUGAUAAACGUGCAUGAAACACGAAGGAGGCCCUCAUGCCCUGUUUUUAUAAUUUUUUUCAACAUCUAUAUAUAGGCUUUCCGUUAAACCUGUACAGCGUCGACACAGCUGCUCAUUUUUCUCUCGCUCGCACACACCCAAAUCAACUAGUGCUUGCCUUUCUCAUUUCUCACUUUUACUGCGCCGAUCGUUUCACUCUCAAACUGUUACUUACCAUUUAGAGAUCAACAAAGAAAUGGACAUUAGUCUCGGAAGAAAGGUUGGAGCAGAGUUUCUGGGCACGUUCCUUCUCAUGUCUGCGGCAAUAGGCGCUGCAAUUGAAAAAGAGAAGUCGCAAGGAUCAGUGGUGGGAUGUGCAGUAAUUAGUGGAGUUACUGUGAUGAUAAUCAUAUGCUCCAUAGGCCACAUCUCCGGAGCUCAUCUCAACCCCGCUGUCACCAUCUCCUUUGCUGUAAUAGAGCACAUGCCGUGGAAGAAUGUGCCUGUGUAUAUUGGUGCACAAGUUUUGGCAUCAGUGAGUGCUGCAUUUGCUCUGAAGUUAAUUUUUCAUCCAUUCAUGAGCGGUGGAGUGACGGUCCCUUCGGUGGGAUAUGGGCAAGCUUUCGCUGCAGAGUUCAUGGUCAGCUUUACUCUUAUGUUCGUUGUCACUGCAGUGGCCGACGGCACAAGAGUUGUGCGAGAGUUCCCGGGAAUCAUUAUGGUGCAGGUGCGAUUGUUCGCGGGAAUCGUGGUGGGAGCCACUGUCAUGAUCAACAUACUCAUGGCGGGGGCAGCAACUGGGAGUUCAAUGAACCCGGCUAGAACACUGGGUCCAGCAAUUGCUGCACACAACUACAAGGGCAUAUGGAUCUAUCUCACAGCUCCAAUACUUGGAUCUCUAUGUGGGGCAGGUGCCUACACUGUGCUCAAGCUGCCUGAUCGCAACACUACUAUGCAGGAAGAGUGAUAGCAACAAAGGCACCUUCUGCUCAUAAUGGGAGCUUCAGAAGGUGAUGAUAUGAUUAACCAUAUCCCCGGCAAUUCUUCAUCACAUGCUGCACGUACCUAUAUAUUAGAUUACAUAUCGAUCUGUUUAAUGUAAAGUAUGAGUUAUUUUUGCACAUGCACGUACCAUGCAUGCAUCUUCUGUGGCUGUUGUUGUUUUACUAAAUAUUAUGAGUAGAAAGAAAACGAGCAGCAUGGGAUCUUUACCUCCCAUUUUGUCAUCUUGUUGUUGUGGACUUUUCCUAUUCCAUUCAUCUUCACUUCACUCAAAAUUAAAUAAUAAGGUUUCUUAAUUUAAUAAUUUA
Messenger RNA from Glycine soja, 1330 nucleotides. RefSeq names its product aquaporin NIP6-1-like. The record is from RefSeq and is a predicted model, not a curated record. The transcript has 6 exons. Lineage: Eukaryota; Viridiplantae; Streptophyta; Magnoliopsida; Fabales; Fabaceae. Gene Ontology annotation, cellular component: membrane. Gene Ontology annotation, molecular function: channel activity. The coding region runs from base 277 to 987 and encodes 236 amino acids. Gene Ontology annotation, biological process: transmembrane transport.